AAGUGAGUUGAAGAUAAAGUGAUUUAUAUCAUUGAACUGAGUAGUACUCUUAAGUAAAAAGGAUAAUGCAAAACCCUCCUGAAGGAACUAUAUGGAAUCAAUUCCCAACUUUGCACAAUAGAGAACUUGACCAAAAUAUUACAUGCACGUGGGAAAGGAAAGUGACUCAACAAUACCUAACAAAUAAAUAAAGUAUUCUUUAGAGAGACAUUUGUUGCAUAAAUCAAUCUUUGCACGAAAAGAAAGAACCAAAUUAGAAGAAAAUACAACCCAAAAAUGUGUAUAUAUAAGUAUCAUAACCCCAUAUUUCAUUUCAUUCAUUCACCAAGAAGUUCAUAGAAGUAUUAAGCUACCUUUGCUAGGGAAAAAACACACAAGAGAAACAAAUUAAGGAGAGAAAAUGUCUUUGGAUCAAAAAACACGCGAAGCGGAUCGUAUCUACGAUGAAUUUGAACCAGCUUUUGAUUGCCAUUAUGAUGGUACAAUUGACACAAUGAUUUUUAUCAUUCCGGGAUUUAAGAAGGAGCAAUUGAGGGUUCAAAUAACUAAACCAAGAAUGUUAAGGGUGAGUGGUGAAAGACAAAUGAACGAGAAAACUUGGCGUCGAGUUUGCAAAGAAAUAUUUAUACCACCUUAUUCUGAUGCAAGUAAAAUGUCUGCCAAAUUCGAAGCUGGAGUCUUAUAUGUUAAACUUCCCAGACUCAUCAAGCAACAAAAAAUUGCUCCAGCACCAACACAACAAGAACCUCAAAAGCCUCAACAACAAACAAUUCCUCAGAAACCAAACACAGAUCAUGCUUCUGAUCAGAAAAAACAACAAGAACCAAAGAAAGAUAUUGAAGAAGUGACUCGAAAGAACGAGAAGGAUAAAGAAGAAGAAUCAUCAAGAGAUGGUGAGAAUAAGAAAAUUGAGAAAAGGUCAGUGACUAUGGAGAUGGUUUCAAGACAGAGACAAGAAUAUGUGAAUGCAUUGUGUCGUUUGGUGGAUGAAGUUAAGAGGCAAAAGAAAUUGGUGAAUGUGUUGCUACUUGUGUUUUUGAUCCUGAUGUUUGGUAUCUAUGUUAAGAAUGUAAUUAACUCGUUUUUUUCAGGAGGACACAAGCACCAAGAGUUGUAAUUGCUUAAUUACAAUUCAGUUGUGUUGUUAUAUACUUUCAAUAAAUAUGCACAAGAAUUAUAGAAUUAUUUACGUGUAACAAGUUCUUAAAUUUAUCAAGAGAAUAAAAGAAUGUUUGAGGUUUAUAA
This is a messenger RNA of Lathyrus oleraceus (garden pea), 1245 nucleotides long. RefSeq lists its product as uncharacterized. The transcript has 2 exons. NCBI's taxonomy places the organism in Eukaryota, Viridiplantae, Streptophyta, Magnoliopsida, Fabales, Fabaceae. The record is from RefSeq and is a predicted model, not a curated record. Gene Ontology annotation, biological process: cellular response to heat. Bases 401 to 1117 code for a protein of 238 amino acids.